CACACAGGAAACCUCAUAUUUUUUUUUUUAGAAAGGACGCGGCUGUGUUGCAGUGAGUGCUGUUUUAUUUUCCAUGAAGGUUUUCCCCGGAAAAAAAAAAUAACCUGCAGCAAAACGAUUCUUUACAUUUAGUCUGAGCGGUUGUUGUUUUGUUUUCCUCCCUGAAAGAAACGCACAAUCCCGCAGAACUGUUGAUCUGAACUGAGGGGAGAGAAGAAAAAAAAGCUCAAAAGCGCACAUCGCAAGUGUCAUCAUGUCUGGCGAAGAGGCUCCAACUCAGCAGCAGCAGCAGGAACAACAACCUGAGGAGCAGGAGAAGAAGCCCGAUGAACCUCCACCGGCUGCUGCGGCUGCUGCUGCUGCUGAUGCGCCACCGCAGCAGGAGCCGAGCGAGCAGGAGAAGCCCGUCUCCCUCCGCGCUCUGGUCCUGACCGGGCACGGGGGCUACGACAAAGUGAAGCUGCAGGUGAAGACGCAGAGCCAGCCGCAGCUGAAGCCGGGAGAGGUCCUGCUGCGCGUCAAGGCGUGCGGGCUCAACUUCGCCGAGCUGCUGGGCAGGCAGGGUCUGUACGACCUGCUGCCCGCCCCGCCUGUCACGAUGGGAAUGGAGGGCUCCGGGGUCAUCGAGGCAGUCGGGGAGGAAGUGAAGGACAGGAAAGUCGGCGACCGUGUCAUCGCGUUGAGCCGCAGCGGCAUGUGGCAGGAAGCCGUCGUCCUGGCCGCCGACCACACUUUCCCCAUGCCCGAGGAGAUGAGCUUCGAGGAAGGAGCUGCUCUCCCCAUCAACUACUUGACCGCCUACAUGAUGCUGUUUGACAUGGCCAACGUCAGGCCGGGAAAAAGCGUCCUCGUGCACAUGGCAGCAGGUGGUGUGGGUAUCGCUGCGACCCAGCUGUGCAACACUGUGCAGGAUGUGACUGUUUUUGGCACCGCGUCGGCUUCCAAACACGAGACCAUUGCUCAAGGCGGGGUGACUCACCCCAUCGACUACCGCACCAAAGACUACGUUGAUGAGAUACGCAAAAUCAGCCCAAAGGGCGUGGACAUCGUCCUUGAUCCGCUGGGUGGUUCCGACACCCAGAAAGGCUUCAGUUUGUUAAAACCUUUGGGGAUGCUCAUAGUCUUUGGCAUGGCCAACAGUGUAACAGGCCAGAAGAAGAACUUGCUGGCCAUGGCGAAGACCUGGUACAACCAGCUCUCGCUCAACACCCUGAAACUGAUGCAGGCCAACAAGGCCGUGUCCGGCUUCCACCUGGGCCACAUCAAUGACAACGAGCUGCUGGGCAGGACGAUGUCCACGCUGCUGGAGCUCUACAGGCAGGGGAAGAUCAAGCCCCGCAUUGACUCCCGCUAUCACUUCGAGGAGGUGGCUGAAGCCAUGAAACGCAUGCACGAACGCCAAAACAUCGGCAAGGUCAUCCUCCUUCCCGAACCCAAGAAGAUCGAAGAGGAGCCCAAGCCCGCCGCCGCCGAGCCGGGAGAGAGCGCAGAGAAGAGCGAAGCCGCCGCGGACGAGAAGAAAGAAGAGGCCACAGAAGAAGUUAAAGCAGAAAAAGAUUGAGUAAGAGUGUCUCUGUGAUAUUUUCAAGCACUUCCUCAGUGAGUUUCCAUGUUAUUCAGCUGUUUAAAAAAAAAAAAAGAAGAAAAAAAAACAGGAAAGAAAAGAAAAGCAAGGUGCCAUGAAUUCUUUCAGUAUUUUUCAAAUGUUUAUUUUUUGUUGUUGUGCAAUAUGUCUAUAGUGUGGUGUCUUUGAUGGGAACACUUGUUCUUGUUUUUCAAAAUAAAAUGUCACUGUAUUCUGCUACGUUACCUGAGGAAUAAUGAUCUCUGAUAACAGACAGCUAAUGGCUGGUGUUUGUGUUACAGCACCGCACAUUGACAUGUGACUUUAAAAGGUAGGACCAAGGAGCUGGACAUGAAAGAUAUUAAAGCAAGCAGCGUCUUAGCAAGGGUUUAAAGGUGCAAUAUGCAAGAUCGAUGUUCAAAAAGUAAUUGUCAACAGAAGAGGGCGACAUUUCUCCAAAACGUUUGCAUCACAUAGCUGUUAGCAAGCUAAUUGAGGUAGUCACACGCAGCCUUUUCUAACUGGACUGAACUGCAUAAUGAUGUUAAUGCUACAUAGCUAACAUUAGCGUAAUAAAAACUCUUAUGCAUACAAGUUUAGCACUUUAGGCACAAACUGUCUCCAGAGGUGGAAAGUGUUGUUGCCUGUUUUUCUUCUGUCUAUAACUUCUAUUCUUUAUAAAGUGUUGUUACAAGAUGUGACGGGCCCUGAGGCUAGCUGGUUAGCAUGCUAACUGCAGUAGAUAUCUAUGUGACGCAAUACGUACUGAUACUUCCUCACAAUCUGUUGAUAAUUUUUUUUUUGACGUUUCCUUUAAAAAAAAUAAACUUACAUAUUGCACCUUUAUUUCACCUUUGUGCACAAUUGUUCUCACUGAAGACUACAAUCAUGUCUCCUCCAUCAAGCCUGCUAAUUUGCUAAUAGCGAAUCGUGAUACUAACAUAUGAUAUUUGGGUAUAAUUCACAGAAAUGGGAUUAAAGAAGGAAGCAGUAAUCUUUUUUUUUUUUUUUUUUUUUUUAAGUAAGAAGUAAUGAGACUAGAAGUUUUUGUUUAUAUUCCAGUGUGCAACAACAACCCUUAACGUAAAGACUUCUGUUAAAGGCCCAGUGUGUAGAAUCACCUUAAAACGAUAACGAAUGUGUUUUUUUUUAAUCUUGGAAUCAGCCUUUUAUUUCUAAAUAAGGAACAAGUCCCCUUCCUGAAACAGUUUGGUUCUCUUAAUGCAUGUUAAUUUGGUUGCAAUCUGCAGUUUUACCACUAGGUGCCACUAAAUCCUACAUAUUGGACCUUUAAAUGUUUACUGACAAGACGUUCAUAUGUGAUUAUUCUGAAUGCAUUUAAGAGGCUUCGUACUAACAUUUGAUGGUAACAUUUUAAAAAUCCUCUUGCAGAUUAAUUAAUAUUAAACUAAUGAAAUAAUUUACUCACACAGAGGCAUUUUCCAUUAGUAUAAACAUAGCAUAAGUGAUUAUUAGCGCGGUUUAACGGCUUGUGAAGCACUACCAAAGCAUAAUGAUGGUUUAAAUGGUCUUUUCAUGUAUUUCUCCCCUAAUGAAUGUUGCUACACAGUUUGAGGCUCUCUGUCAGUUUCAGGAAAGCCCUUGGCUUGUGUGUUAUUGUUUUUUUUCUUUGUUUUUUUUUUUUUUUUUCACUGUGGUAUUUUCCCUCAUGUAUUAGUGCCAAAUUUUAAACCAGCUUUCACCACUGCCGUCAAGCCAACUGUGAAUAACAAUUAGGGGGACUUCCCUUUUGUCGGCGAUCACGCUCCGGGUUUUCUUCCAAAGAAUGUCACGCUGAACUAAAGCUGAAACUGUUUGGUGAACCCAUUGGAGGGCAGCUUUUCAUGCCUUAAUUUUGUCCUGUGGUUUAGCUGUUUUUUGCAUUAGAGUGAUCAGAGUUUACAGUACUACAAUAUGUGUGAUUCCUCCUAAAGCUCCUAAAGCUUCGCCCUGCUUGUCUUAAUCAUGCUUUUAUUGUUAUGACCUGUCUGUGCUCAAUACACAUUUACUUUGAAACA
Mugil cephalus (flathead mullet) is the source of this 3582-nucleotide messenger RNA. RefSeq names its product synaptic vesicle membrane protein VAT-1 homolog. Lineage: Eukaryota; Metazoa; Chordata; Actinopteri; Mugiliformes; Mugilidae. Gene Ontology annotation, molecular function: oxidoreductase activity. The coding region runs from base 254 to 1561 and encodes 435 amino acids. The transcript is spliced from 6 exons. The record is from RefSeq and is a predicted model, not a curated record.